AUGGGUCUUUCAAUCUCAUUCAUCAGCACCAUCUUGAUGAUGUGUCUACUGCUUCCAGAUCUCAAUGUCGUCGUAGUAGAAUCUGCAACAACGGAAUACACAACCUUAAUCUACAAAGGAUGUGCAAAACAGGAAUUCUCAGAUCCAUCUGGUUUAUACUCACAAGCACUCUCUGCUAUCUAUUUCUAUUAUUUUUCAAUUUUACAGACUGCUGCACUAGAUGGUGUUAGGUUGUGGGACUUGCGCAAGUUAAAGAACUUCCGAACAUUUGACUUUCCAGAUGCAAACUCGGUGGAGUUCGACCACAGUGGAUCUUAUCUUGGCAUUGCUGCUUCAGAUAUAAGAGUAUUCCAAACAGCUAGUGUAAAAGCAGAAUGGAACCCAAUCAAGACUCUUCCCGAUCUGUCCGGUACAGGUAAAGCAACAUGUGUUAAGUUUGGACCCGACUCCAAAUACAUAGCAGUCGCUUCAAUGGACCGUAAUCUGAGGAUAUUUGGUUUACCUGGCGAUGACAAUACCGAAGAUUCUGCACAAGAUUCAUGAAGAGAUUUUUAAGUCCCAUCAUCAAGAGUAGCUAAAUCCUCAAUCUUUUCGAUUUUUGUUGUAUCUUUACAGUUCUGUUUGGUAGCUUUUUGAUGGUCCUUUCACAAUCACAUACACAUGAGCUCUCCCUUUCUUUCUCAAUCUACAACUUCAAGUCCGAAGUUUCUCGUAACAUCAUUACUUUAAGUAUCUGCAAUUCUUCACCUUUCUAUCUU
Camelina sativa (false flax) is the source of this 758-nucleotide messenger RNA. The record is from RefSeq and is a predicted model, not a curated record. NCBI's taxonomy places the organism in Eukaryota, Viridiplantae, Streptophyta, Magnoliopsida, Brassicales, Brassicaceae.